Messenger RNA from Nipponia nippon (crested ibis), 1342 nucleotides. The record is from RefSeq and is a predicted model, not a curated record. NCBI's taxonomy places the organism in Eukaryota, Metazoa, Chordata, Aves, Pelecaniformes, Threskiornithidae.
AUGGCCGCAGCUUUCCCCCUGCGGGAGGCCGGGGACGGGAGAGGCUCGGUUAGGCCGCGACACCGGGACGGGUUGACGGGACCGGCGCUUCACGCCCCGCUGAGGGACGGCGGCGGCGGGGCCGCGCAGCCGCCGCGCAGCGACCCACCUGUCGCAACAGCCGCACGGCACGCCUGGGCGGGAAGCUCGAGUGAUGUAGCAAGGCCCGACAGCGAGUCUUUUGCUGACGUUGACUUGUCUUGCUCCGGACACGAGCGGCGUGGCAGGACGCAUGCAGGAGAAAGCACUCAGAAACUGAAACUACAGAAACAAAGACAUUCUGUGUGGAUAUUCCUGAAACAAAGAUCAAAGUAUUUUAGAACAUGUUCAACAGGAGAACACUUCACUAUAGAGUUUGAGAACCUGGUGGAAAGUGAUGAGGGGGAAAGCCCAGGAAGCAGUCACAGACCUCUGACUGAAGAAGAAAUUGCUGACUUGAAAGACAGACAUUAUGACUCCAUUGCUGAAAAGCAGAGAGUUGUUGAUAUGAAGCUUCAGUCAGAGUUAGCCUUACAAGAGGAGAAGUUAAGAAUAGAAGAGGAGGCUUUAUAUGCUGCACAACGUGAAGCAGCCAGGGCAGCAAAGCAGAAAAAGCUCUUGGAGCAACGUAGACAGCAAAGAAUAACACAGAGAGCACAUGCUGUUAAUAAUGGAGAAUAUCAGAGCUCUGUGGCAGAGGAAGAUCUUGAUUCUUUCUUAAGAAAUACAAAAUUCCAGUAUGAAGCUUUUCGAAGUAGUAGACUUUCAUCUGAUGCUACAGUGCUGACUCCCAACACAGAGAGCAGUUGUGACUUAAUGACCAAAACAAAAUCGACGAGUGGAAAUGAUGACAGCACUUCACUAGAUUUAGAGUGGGAAGAUGAAGAAGGCAUGAACAGAAUGAUUCCAAUGAGAGAACGCUCCAAAACAGAAGAAGAUAUACUCCGAGCGGCGCUGAAAUUUAAUAGCAAGAAGACGGGAAGUAAUCCACCUUCAGCCUCUGAUGAUUCUAAUGGAUUGGAGUGGGAGAAUGACUUUGUUAGCGCUGAAAUGGAUGAUAAUGGCAAUUCAGAAUAUGCCGGAUUUGUAAACCCUGUAUUAGAUUUGUCUGCAUCAGAUGUAAGGAUCUCUGAUUCUGACCGCCAAGACAGGUAGUGAAACUGCGUGGCCCUCGCUCAUGACCAAAUGUUGGAAAGUGAAAUAGAAUGUAUGAACGCAAUUUGCUCUUUUAUAAUGUGGUUCCCUUUUUCUUAUAAAUUGAUCAGCAAGGAAUGGGAAUGACUUGCUAUCUGAAUUAAUUCAGAAUUAAGUGCAAUUUUAUCAU